Esox lucius (northern pike) is the source of this 2926-nucleotide messenger RNA. It is a transcript of the gene afg1lb, whose product is annotated as AFG1 like ATPase b. Lineage: Eukaryota; Metazoa; Chordata; Actinopteri; Esociformes; Esocidae. Gene Ontology annotation, molecular function: ATP hydrolysis activity; ATP binding. Gene Ontology annotation, cellular component: mitochondrion; cytoplasm. The coding region runs from base 1310 to 2341 and encodes 343 amino acids. The record is from RefSeq and is a predicted model, not a curated record. The transcript is spliced from 12 exons.
CAAGCCAAAAGUGAAGGAGGGAAAAGACAGUAACUCAAAUAAUCUGAAACUGAGCCAACCAGAGGAAGAUGGUUCUCCCACAGAAGAGGGCUGGCGCAGGAUGAGAACAGGCCUGGUGAAAAUGGGCAACUGAGCUCCGAGCGGAGGGCCAUGAAGAUGGUGCCAACAGACCACGGAAAGGCCUUCCUUGUACUUCUCCACUCUGCCGUAGCAUCACAACAUGGUCGCUGGCCACCGCCGACAAUUAUGUCCUGCCCGCGGUGCCAGAGAGCAGCUUGGGAAGUCAGCUAGAAGUCACACACAGUCUUUCAGCAUUUCACCCCAGUGGAGGACAGGGAGGGAGAGAAGGAGGGAGGGAGAGCUAGAGGAGAGGACAAGAUGAGGAGAGGAGGAACGGGACAGCGGGAUGGGAGGAAAGGGAGGGGGGGGUGUUUUUAUUUUCCCCUGCUAGUGAAUCAGCCAUUGUCCUGUGAUAUGAGAGUCUGGCUCUUCAUGAAGGGCAGUGGACACUGACUAAUGUUGCUGCUAAACUGCAGACAAACUGAAAUCGUCUCCAAAAAUCAUUCACGGCUCAUGAACAACUUUAUUUAUCCGAAGUAGUCUGAGAAGAACACUUCUCAUUUUCCAUAACAACCUAGUCAACAAGUAGCAAACUGGGACACUGUGAAGAAUCAGGUUGACCUAUGACUGUGAGUUUUAAAUGAAAUCAGGGCAAUUCAGUAACGACUAAACGCCCCCGCCACACUAAUGCCUCAGUGUCAGAAUUAGCCAGUCCAGCCCGAUGAGUUUGUAGACCUCCGCAAGACCUUAGGUGAACCUCUGCAGUUCUCCCUGUUUUUUUUCCGGACAAAUCCCCCCAUUGUUCAGUUGACGAUGUGUUUCUUCGUGGGAACCCUGUUGUCUCGUGUUGAUUAGAAGUCCUUUGUUUUGCUGUUAGGCAGUAGGCUUGCUGUCCAAGCCUUACUGUACUAGUCAGUGGCUUGGCUAACCCUGGCUGUUAUUAUGGAUUCAAACAAUAAUAUUGUAAUGAAUAGCUCAGUUAAUUUAUGUUACAUAGGCAUAUACUUACAGUACAAUUAGAUUCUUUAAGUCAUUCACUUAGUGAUUUCCUGCCCUUUUUUAGAUAUGACCCUUCUCAUAAAAAUGCUCGUAGCUGUAUUGUCAAGAUCGUAACAAGAAUACAUGGAAUAUUUGAAAUAUGUUUAUUGCUGACCGUUGACUGAUUUUUAUUUUUAAUUCGUAGGAGGAGCCCCUGCUGCCCGCACCCAGAGGCUUCUAUAUCCAUGGGGAUGUAGGCACAGGGAAGACCAUGCUUAUGGAUAUGUUCUUCUCUAAUGUGGAUAACAUUCGCAAGAAAAGGGUCCAUUUCAACAGCUUCACGUUGGAUGUCCAUCAAAGGAUUCACCAGAGGAAACAAAGCACGCCUCAACGGAGGCUAGGGAAAAUGUUCACCUAUGACCCUAUCUUGCUGGUUGCCAUGGAGAUCAGCAAUGAAACCUGCCUCUUGUGUUUCGACGAGUUUCAGGUAACAGACGUGGCCGACGCGAUGAUACUGAAGCAGCUGUUCGAGACGUUGUUCAGGACCGGAGUGGUGGUGGUGGCUACGUCCAACAGGCCACCUGACGAUCUGUACAAAAACGGACUUCAGAGGGACGCCUUCCUGCCUUUCAUCGACGUGUUGAAGGAAUAUUGCCAGCCCAUGGCUAUAGAGUCUGGGGUUGACUACAGAAGAUUAGACCUACCUUUAGCAGGGAAACUCUACUACCUUACCAGAGAGACUGAUGCAGAGGCCUGCAUGGAUACGCUAUUUGACGAUCUGGCCCGGAGACAAAAUCACGUAGUGGGUCCCAGGGUCCUAAAGGUGAAGGGCAGACAGUUGAGACUGGAAAAGACCUGUGGUACCAUCGCCGACUGUACCUUUAAAGAACUAUGUGACAGACCAGUGGGGGCUAGUGACUACCUGGAGAUGGUUCAAGUGUUCGACACUGUGUUUAUCCGUCACAUUCCCGUGUUCACCCUCAGCCUGAAGGACCAGGCACGGCGCUUCAUCACCCUCAUAGACAACUUUUAUGACAACAAGGUAAGAGUGGUGCUGUUAGCAGAUGCUCCUCUGGACAAGUUGUUCGUCCACUCUGGGGGGGAGGAAUACUGUGACCGAAUGCUACUGGAUGACCUGGGCCUGAGUGGGGAUGCCAUCAACCGCCUGUCUUUGUUCACAGCAGAGGAAGAGAUCUUUGCAUUUCAGAGAACCGUGUCCAGACUGACAGAGAUGCAGACGGAGAUGUACUGGACCGAGGGGGACCGCAGUAAAACGUCCCACACAAAGAGAGGGUCAGGAUAAAGUCUGCAUAACCAAUUAAAGGGAACCGGUAAACCACUGAAACUUCUUUCAAGCUUUCAAGUAAAAUACAACCAGCUAACUCACAAAACACACAGUUUCAGCAGGGGGGAUGAAUCAGUUCUACUGCUCUAGAUUAUUAUGUGACAAGCCAAAACACUUUGCAACAUGGUCUAGGAGUGACACAUGCCCCCUCACAAACCUAACAGGAUCAGAGAGGGGAACAAUAGAAACUUGUCUGUGGUCUAAUUUAGACAUUUUAAAACAUACAUGAAGAACACGGGGUAUACUUCGCUAGAUAAAGAAUGGUGCAGACAGCUAAAGGGAUGGAAAAAUACCGUUAACUGUGUCUCUGUUGGUAGACAGCUAACACCCCCUUGUGGCUGAUAUUGAACAUUGCCACAGAAGAUAAUAUACAUGUAAUCAUAAAAUGUAUGCAUUUAGUGGUUAUUGCUUUGCAUAUACUUGACUAAUAGGAUCAGGCAUGUAUAGUGUGUGUAUUAAUACUAUGUAACCAGACAUUUGCCUUGUAAAAAGCUCCAUGUAAUAUUUGCUUCUGCUGCUUAAUAAACUCUACAGUAGAAACUA